AUUUUAAAAUUUAGUGGUACUAUGAAUGAGGUAUAAUUUGGUAAUUUCUUGGUUUUAGCGCCUUCAACAUUGCUUAGCGCAGUAGAGGAUGUCGUCAACAUCCCUAUGCGCUUUCCUAUGGCUUUGGUCAUUUAUUUUUUCGUUUAUUUUAGCUAUGCGUAUAGUGAAUGAUGAUACUGAGGUUUACAGUCGUCAAAUCAAGUCUAGAUGCCACUUUGAGGAGGGACGCAUGCUUGCUGCCCUUAAUGAUCGCAGGGAAUUCCACUCAUCUCCAUCACUAAAAUGGAAUGCCGAUUUGGCCACAUCAGCUCGCAAUAUGGCAUCUGAGCUGAGUCGGCGUAUAAACUGUCAACUACCGUUAUAUUACCGGGAGGAGCUCGGCACCAAUUAUUUAUCAGCCGAUUUGGAGCACUUUAGUGAGUCUCUUGCAGCCGAGUUUUGGUAUGAGGGUCACCUUGACUAUGACUUUGAGAAAGGCGGCCCUCUUAAUCGCAAUCCGAAUGUGUUAUCCUUUACUCAGAUGGUAUGGCGUUCUACUAGGGAAGUUGGAUGUGCCGUUGCCUGUUGUGACGGUCGUCAGGUUGUGCUAGUAUGUCGCUUCCAUCCUCCUGGUAACAUUCAAGGUCAAUUCAUUGGUAACGUUUUAGAGAAGUUCAAUCGGCUUAAGAAUCGCGAAUCCGGGAUUUCUACAGAGCUUUGACUAAAAACGGCGUUCUAAUGUUAUUUAACACACUAAUAGUA
Messenger RNA from Babesia bovis T2Bo, 741 nucleotides. Its product is annotated as Cysteine-rich secretory family protein. NCBI's taxonomy places the organism in Eukaryota, Apicomplexa, Aconoidasida, Piroplasmida, Babesiidae. The coding region runs from base 89 to 700 and encodes 203 amino acids. The record is from RefSeq and is a predicted model, not a curated record. The transcript is spliced from 8 exons.